UUUAAAUAAUAUAUUGAGGUCGACUAUUGAUAAGAAAAAUAAAUAUAUUUAUCUUGUAUUUAGGAUUUAGUGUGAUUUAACUAUCUAAAAAAAUUUUUUUUUUAAAAAAGAAAAGAUAUUUAAAAGCAUUUUAACGACAAAACUAAAUGGAUGUAGAUUUUGAAAAAGCGCUGAAUGAACUAAACGAAAGAACCGAUACGCGAUGUUUGGAUGUUGAAGCUAUACGCGAUAGGAUAAAACUUCGACCAGAUAUUUUAUUUACGAGAGUCGACGAUGAAUUUAUUAUCCGAUUUUUGAGAUCCAGGAAAUACGACAAAGAUAAAGCAUUCCAGUUACUUGUUAAUUACAACCAAUUUCGCCGAAAGCACUUUAUUUUUUUCAAAACACUUAACAUUUCCUGUUUGCGUCCAGUGUUUGAAGACGGACUUCCAACUGUAUCACCAUUACGAGAUCAUCUUGGUAGAAGCCUAAUUUUUUUGUUUGCUGGAAAUUGGAACAGUGUUCUAUAUACUUUUGACGACAUUUUAAGAGCUCUUUUUGUCACAAUGGAGUACUUAAUUGAGAGCGAGCGUACGCAACUUUUUGGUGUGGUUCUUGUUGUAGAUUUUACAGGCUGGAAAUUUGCAGAUGCACAAAAAUUGAAUAAACAACAUCUUAUCGAUGCAAUUAAAAUGUUUCAAGAUUGUUUUCCAGCUAGAUUCAAAGCAAUUCACUUUAUUAAUCAACCAUGGUAUGUGAGAGUUAUGUUAACACUCAUUAAAUCAACUUUAAAAGAAAAGACAAUAAGCAGAAUCUAUUUUCAUGGCAAAAAUUUAUUUGAGUUACAAAACUAUAUAAAAGCGGACGCUUUGCCCCGUGAACUCGGAGGUGACCUUUUGAUUACAGACAAAUCGUGGUUGUACAAAGCUUUAUUAGAAAAAGAAGUAUUCAAAGGAAAAUCUGAAAGAAAAAAAAUUCUAUAGGUUCUUUUUAUAGGCGCAUGUAAAAUAUAUUUUUGUAAAAAAGUUAUGUGAAGCUAACUUUUAGAAGGACACGUUAUUUUAACGUAUAUUUCUUUUCACAAGCUGGUGUUUAGCUUUGUCAGUAUGUUAUCAAAAAUGUUGCCUCGCUGAUAUGUUAUUCAUAUAUGAUUAGCAUUUGUUUAUUAAAGACAGAGUUAAAUUCUUUUAUUUUUUCAUUCAUGGUUACGAUUCUAGAAGAUUUCAAUGAAGCUCAACAUGAAGCUUUUUUUAAAAGGUGGCAAAUUUAUAUAUAAUUUACUGCUAUCAUAAAAAAAUCACCCAAUUUUUGCGAGCCAUCAGCUAUAUACCGUGAUGUCAGUUAAAAAAACAAACAUUGGAUCUCAUAUUGGAUACAAACGUCAAUGCAAUAAAUUUGGUUUGAAACUGGAUGAGUGAGAUAAAUAUCAAAUUUGAAAAGACUUUAUAUUUAUUUAUAUUUAUUUUUUAAUCUUAAAUAAAUUAAAUCAAUUAAUAAA
Molecule: messenger RNA, 1477 nt
Organism: Hydra vulgaris (swiftwater hydra)
Lineage: Eukaryota; Metazoa; Cnidaria; Hydrozoa; Anthoathecata; Hydridae
Product: clavesin-1
Cellular component (GO): membrane
Molecular function (GO): phosphatidylinositol bisphosphate binding
Source: RefSeq, a predicted model, not a curated record